UGUAGGUUUGUUUUACUCCAUGUGUAACUCUGUGUUGUAUGUGUCAAACUGCUUUGCUUUAUCUUGGCCAGGUCGUAAUUGUAAAGGAGAACUUGUUCUCAACUUUCCUACCUGGUUAAAUAAAGGUUAAAUAAAAUAAAUAAAAAAAAAUAUUCAAGACAAAACAAUUAUUGCUUUGCCAAAUGUUUUUGCAGUAUUACUUUAGUGCCUUGUUGCAUUGUUUUGGAAUAUUUGUUAUCCUGUACAGGCUUACUUCUUUUCUCUCUCAAUUAGGUUAGUAUUGUAGAGUAACUACAAUGUUGUUGAUCCAUCCUCAGUUCUCUCCAUUUUCAUCCAUUAAACUCUGUAACUGUUUUAAAUUGACCAUUGGCCUCAUGGUUAAGUCGCUGAGAAGUUUCCUCUCCGUCAACUGAGUUUUUAAAUCAUCUGAUUUUGAUUAUUUUAUAUAUUUUACAUGUCAUAAGGUCACACAGAGGGCCAGAGAAUUAGCCACCUGUGAUAAUCUGAAGUACCCAAAAAUGCGACUAGAUGUCAGCUUAUGAAAUAACUUGAAAGCUACCAAAAUUCUAGUAGUUUACUGGUGAACUUCUGAAGUUUCCAGUAAUAUACCCUCCCUUUGCAAGCCUAGGCACGCAUAAGUCUUAGCCUAAGCUAAAUUACAAUUGUUUGUUUUUAUCUUUGAAGUCAUCUGUUUCAGAGACAUGGACAACUAUGAAAAGGUGAGGAAGAUAGGGUAAGGUUCCUUCGGGAAAGCAAUCCUCAUCAAAUCCAGGGACGAUGGAAAACAGUAUGUCAUCAAGCAGAUCGGCAUCUCCCGGAUGUCCAGUAAAGAGAGACAGGAGUCCCGGAAAGAGGUGGCUUUUCUGGCCAACAUGAGCCACCCCAACGUCGUCCAGUACAAAGAGUCCUUUGAAGAGUGUGGAUGUCUGUACAUCGUAAUGGAUUACUGUGAGGGAGGAGACCUAUUCAAGACGAUCAACUCUCAGAAAGGAGUGCAGUUCUCUGGGGAGCAGGUACAAAAAAAACAAUGGAGGCACCAAGCAGAUGAAACUCACCUGAAAGCCAUGGUUCAGAUGAAUGAAGCACAAAAAAGACUUACGUUUCCGUAUACUGUGGAGCUGGCCAGGACAUGUAUCGGGACGCCGCAUUGGGGUCAUGCGGGAGCUGAACGGGUCAAUCAGGUUCAGGAGUUCCUGCAGCGUAAAAGGGACGCCAUGCUGAACAAGGGUGCCCGGCAAAACCUGGCAGCCCUCUAUGGUCAGUCCAGCUACAGGAGAGUCAAGCCCAACAAAGAGGAGGAGGAGUACCUGUCCCAGCGGAGGCAGAUCAGGCUACAGAACUUCAACGAGCGCCAGCAGAUCAAAGCACACCUCAGAGGAGAGAAGUACGACAGUGAUGGCUCAGACAGCCAGGUGUCCUGUAAUGAGGCAGAGCUUAGGAGAAAGAAGAUUGAGUGCCGCUCCAUCGGCGCUCCAAGUGAUGCGCCCAGAGCCAAGCCCAAAGGUCAGGAAGUGGGGGCGACCUUAGUGGAAGUGACAGAUCCAACAGACUUGGAGUCAGUGGUCCUGGAGGAGUGCCAAAAGCGGGCUGCAAAUCCCCCAGCUGGCGUAGAGCAGGCAUGGGAGAAACAGGCCCUGCUGCUGAGGUCACCAGAGGGCAGAGUAACUCCAGCAGAAACCAAGGGGGUUGGGGAGAUGGCAGAGAAACAACCCGAAUCGUCUGCUAUAGUGCCAGUGUGUGAGGAACCUCUGUUUGUGAAGCUGUCCUCCUCCUCGGCCCACCGUCGUACUGCAGCUCUGGUUCUUAUGUCAGCCCAGUCGUCCAUGGAGGACUCGUCCUCCUCUCUGGCCUCACGCUCUCGCUUCGUCUCUCCGCUCCGCUCCAAACACCACAACGCCCUCUUCAUCGGCCUCUCCGCGGGCCAGUUCGACGCCAACAACCCCAAGAUGCUGUGGACCUGUUCUCUCCCAGACCUCAGCAGACUGUUCAGCUCAUUACAGGAGGCGUCAACGGGGCUGUUGCCCCCCGACAACAACAACAACCUGGAGAUAGAGACAAUGGAGGAAGAAGAGGCCAAGGAGGAUGCACAAUCAGAGAAUGAGGAUGUGUAUCAGGAUGAUGACCUGAGGGAGCUAAGGGCCUCCAUGGAGAGACUCCUACAAGAGGAAAACAAGGAGGAGCUGAACGGGAUGGCUGAGGAUGAGGAGGAGAGUUCUAAUGGGAAUCCAGGUGAUGAGGAGGCAGGACACACACUCACCAACGGACUGGAAGAAGAGGAGCACCACAGCAGUGAGAGCCAGCUCCAUGAAGAAUGGAAGAAGAGGAGCACCACAGCAGUGAGAGCCAGCUCCAUGAAGAAUGGAAGAAGAGGAGCACCACAGCAAAUGGAAGAAGAGGAGCACCACAGCAGUGAGAGCCAGCUCCAUGAAGAUUGGCAAUCAGACGACAGUGGUGAGGAGGAGGAUGUUGAAGCUGAACAGCAGGACAGCAUCUGCAGCCGUCUGGAGGAGCUGCGUUUGAACCUGGAGCAGGAGAUGGGCUUUGAGAACUUUAUAGAGGCCUACAAUAAGAUCAAGGCAAUUCGUGAGGUUGAGGAUAAGAACAUCGACAUGUUACUGAACAACAUCCUGGGGACUGAGAACCAGCACCUGUACCCCAACAUCCUUCACCUGGUCAUGGCUGAUGGAGCCUACCAAGAGGAUAAUGAUGAAUAGGGGAUGUGUGUCCAAGCCGCUGGCAACUUUUGACAAUCUACUAGCCAUCUGAUGUCUUCCGAUGGUCCACUGCGUAUGGUAGAUGACUCUCUGCAUGGAGGGUUGGGGCCAUAGAUGGAUCUGAGAGGGGUUGGAGCCAGGCCCAGGCACACUUGCAUGAUUUGAAUAGGCUAACUAGUACACUUGAUGUCUGUUUUUCCUACUUCCACUUCCAGCACCUGACACACUUUUGUCUAACUUAAUGUUAAUAUAAAAAGGUGUUAUCAAGUAAUACUUUCUGGUAACCAAAGUUAAAUGGAAGGUUUCAUCAAAUGUAUAUCUUUAUGUCUGUAUCUGUUGGAAUAUAUUCAUGGACCAGUACUUAAAGGAACAUUUCUAAAAAUGUUCAACUUCAUAUUCAUUAUCCCCAGCAUCACCCCAACAUCAACAUAUGUGAAAAUUGCGCGUUUCUAUGUUUUGGAGUACAAAAUGCAGAGGAAGAUAAGUUUCCAAUGACGUCGUCAACCAAUUAGUAGGCAAUUCCUACUCAUAAUUGGUUAAAAUCCCACGAUGUCAUUGGAAACGCUUGUCUUCUAUCUUUUUUACAACAAAACAAAGGAAUGUGCAAUUUUCACAUAUGUUGAGGUUGGGGUGGUGCUGGAGAUGAUGCAUAUGAAGUUGAACAAUUUAGAAAUGUACCUUUUUAAUGGUUAAUAGCACCAUGUUAAGGGUCUACUACAGCAACCUGGUCAAACAGGUGAUUAUACCUCCGAACGUCAGGUGCUCUUCACAACGCUGAGGUUAGGACCACCCGGUCACCAUCCUCAGAAUACAAACCAGGUCAACUUCUACAUGCAAAACUUAUUUUCAACCUUGUUAAGAUUCCAUAAAAACCAGAUGGACCUCCUUUUCUUACUCACUUUUUCAUUACAGUUAAAUAUUCUAUCAUUUUUUUAAACAUUUCUUACCGGUUCCGUCCGUCUUCAGCUCAAAAUGAAAACUACAUUUUGUGUGAGGAUGUUGUGUAGCAGCUGUACUGGAGUGUUACUUGUUAUGCGGUAUGUCAUUAGAUUGCUACUCUGAAGAGAAUUGUAAAGAUAUAAAUGAAUGGUAAUAUCGAUUUUAAAGCAUUCUUAUUUUAUAAUUAAGCAAAUAUUGUACAUCUUUAUAAUAUAAAAAAAUAAAUGCUUAACUUUUUAUAAUCUU
Messenger RNA from Salmo salar (Atlantic salmon), 3899 nucleotides. The record is from RefSeq and is a predicted model, not a curated record. Lineage: Eukaryota; Metazoa; Chordata; Actinopteri; Salmoniformes; Salmonidae.